AUGUCGGACCUCACCACCUUCUCGGCCCUCUCCUUCGACUGCUACGGCACCCUCAUAGACUGGGAAUCCGGCCUCCUCUCAGACCUCUCCCCGCUCCUCACCGCCCUCCCUUCCUCCCACCCCUGGCACACCACACCUUUACUCGCCGUGCAGCGCUUCAACGACCACUCAGAGCACCUCUGGGCGACGCAGCCCAAACUCGCCUACGACGCCAACCUGGUCGAGUCCUUCCGCCGGCUGGCCAAAGAACAGAACGUCAACCUCCCCGAAGAGACAUUGUCGCGAAUCGGCGAUGGACCCGGCCGGUGGCCAGCCUUCGCCGACACGGUGGAAGGACUUUUAAAGUUGGGGAGGUACUACAAGCUGAUCAUCCUCAGCAACGUCAACGAGGCCAACAUUACGCGGGCCGUGGCGGGGCCGCUGGCCGGGGCGAGGUUUGACGCCGUCUACACUGCCGAGGCAAUCGGGAGUUACAAGCCGAGCCACGACAACUUUCGGUAUCUAUUUGCGGGAGCCAGGAGGGAAUUUGGGGUGGACAAGGAGCAAGGGGGGCUGCUGCAUGUGGCGCGGAGCCUGACGGCCGACCAUGUCCCUGCGAAGGAACUUGGGUUGAGGAGCGUGUGGAUUGCGCGCGGAGGGGAUAAGCCAGAGGGGUACGGGACGGGAGGGGAUUACGAGAAGCUGAAGGGGGAGGGGAAGCUGGCGUUUGAGUGGAUGUUUCAGACGAUUGGGGAGUUUGCGGAUGAGGUCGAGAGGCAGUUUGCUGCGAAGGAGCAGGAGUAG
Molecule: messenger RNA, 783 nt
Organism: Parathielavia appendiculata
Lineage: Eukaryota; Fungi; Ascomycota; Sordariomycetes; Sordariales; Chaetomiaceae
Product: HAD-like protein
Exons: 1
Coding region: 1-783 (260 amino acids)
Source: RefSeq, a predicted model, not a curated record